Molecule: messenger RNA, 879 nt
Organism: Paramecium sonneborni
Lineage: Eukaryota; Ciliophora; Oligohymenophorea; Peniculida; Parameciidae
Source: the annotation of a GenBank genome assembly
AUGAAUAAAAAACUGUUGUCUUAAGAGUAAGAUGAAUUUUUAAUUGAAACUAUUUCCUUUAAUGAAGUAUUAUCUCUGAAAAAUAAUCACAGAGAAAAUCAAGACAAUAAUUACACAUAAUAUAGUUAAUUUGUACCUAAGAAAAAUAGAUAAUCUACCUCUAUGAUUUUUUCAAUUUAAGCAUAGGAAUAAUUUGAUUUAGAUGAAUUAACCAAGCAACCUUAUUUCAAAGAUAAUAAAAUAAAUAAUAUAUUGGAAACUAAAAGCAAAAAUACCCAUAACACACCAUCAAUAAAAUAAAUUUAAAUUGAUUCAAAAUUUCAUUCAUAAAAUAAAACUAAAAAAAGAAGAAUUUUUCCUGAAAAUUCGGCUCCUUCAACAGAAUUGAUUAAAAUUAUCCAUCCAAAAGUUAUCACUCCAGAUGAAUUUAAAUAUACCAAAAAAUUAUCGGAUUUACAUCAUUCAGAAUCUUCAGCAAUUACUCUUUCCAACCAAAAUGAUUCUUAAACUUCAAAAAUAUUAAAACUUGAAGAUAAAUUUUAUAGACUGUCUUAAUAGAAUAUAGCCACGCUAAAUAAAGAAUAAUAAUAAAAGUCAACUUAGUUAAAUCUUAUUAAAGAAGUUCUUACAGAAGUAGAUGAAGAAUAAGAAGCUUUUUUUAUAUAUAAAGAAAAUAAGAAAGAAAUAAGCAGAUUUCAUUAUUUCUUAAAACUAGCUCCAUAUCCUAAAAGAAUAGUCACUUUUGUAUAGGUAAUCAAAAAAGUUGGAGAUAUUGAAAUUUGUAUUGGAAUUGAGGGAACAGAAUAAAUUAUUUAUUUUAGAAGAAUUAAAUGUGAAAAAGCUAAGCUCUAUAAUAAUUGUAAUAUUUAAGUUGAAUGA